GAACAAGGAGGAAUCCGAGCCCUGUCCCAGCGUGGAGAAGGAAGCUGCUGCUGCGGCGUGAAGCGUCCGCGUCUCUCGCGCACAGAGGAAGACAAGGAGUCGGGACACUAGAGCCGCGGAAUUACGAGUGACACGGGGUGUCUCCACUUCGACCCAGCGGAGUUUCUCUACAUGGGGACGAAAUAUGACAUCUACAGCCAGCGAAAGGAGGGCGUUUGCUCAUAAAAUCAACCGGACGGUCGCCGCCGAGGUCCGAAAACAAGUGUCCAGAGAUUAUGGCUCUCCUCAGCUGUCCAAGAAACGAGGCGGCGCCCACCACCCCCUGCCCCUCACAGAGGUGGUGGAGCCCGUGGACUUUGAGGAGUAUGUGAGCAGCCACGCUCCUGCGGUGGAGCCUGGGCCCCUCAGGCAGCUGGUGGAGUUCCCCCAGGAUGACCUAGAGCUCCUCCACCAGGACAAAGAGUGCACUACGUUGGAGCCUCCGCUGCCUGAGGAGGAGGACUCCCUUGAUCCCAGAGUGAGAGAUGCCUUGGCAGUCUACACAGACGACUGGCUCGUCAUUCAGAGAAAGUAUCAGCACUACAGCACCAUGUACACCCCUCACAGCUCUGAGCGACAGAGGGAGAGGCAGCGAGGGCUGGUCAAACAGACCUUUGAACUGGACGAGGUCGCUGCUACUGAGCGCCAGGAUGACCAGGAUGACGCAAAGCGUCGGUCGGUCAGCCUCGACGAGACCCCCCGGGGCAGCUGGGCUUCCAGCAUCUUUGACCUGAAGAACUCUUCCCCAGACGCCCUCCUGCCGUCUGUGCUGGAACGCACAGCCGCCGAGGACAUGGACUGCCGCAAUACCGAGGCUCGCUUGCAGGGGCGCCACGGCGACCUGCUGGGCCUGUACCCUCCCCCCGACGAGGAUGAAGCAGUGGAGAGAUGCUCUGUUCCUGAAGUGCCCAAAGAACACUGUGGCCAGAGAAUCAUGGUCAAGUGUCUUUCUCUGAAGUUUGAAAUAGAAAUUGAGCCAAUAUUUGGAACACUUGCCCUCUAUGAUGUCAAGGAAAAGAAAAAGAUCUCGGAGAAUUUCUACUUCGACCUGAACUCGGAUCAGAUGAAAGGGCUGCUCAAACCCCACACACCUCACGUAGCCAUAUCCACGCUGGCCCGGUCGGCCAUUUUCUCCAUCACUUAUCCUUCCGCUGACAUCUUCUUAGUCAUUAAGCUCGAGAAAGUCCUCCAGCAAGGAGACAUCGGAGAGUGCUGUGAACCCUACAUGGUCAUGAAAGAAUCGGAUUCAACCAAGCACAAGGAGAAGCUGGAUAAGCUGCGGCAGCAGGCGGAGCAGUCCUGCUGUCGGCUCGGCCGCUUCCGAAUGCCGUUCGCUUGGACCGCCAUUCACCUCAUCAACAUUGUCAGCAGCGUCGGGGGUCUGGACCGCUCAGACCCCGACUCUGAUUCUGAGCGUAAAAGUCAUGGCACGUGGAACGAGAGAAAGAAGAAAGGCUUUGAGCGAAUGAGCAUCGGUGACGACAUGUGUAACUUUGCCACGUUCCGACCAGCGACGCUUACCGUCACCAACUUCUUCAAACAGGAGGGGGACAGACUGAGUGACGAGGACCUCUACAAGUUUCUGGCCGACAUGCGACGACCGUCAUCUGUUCUGCGAAGACUCAGACCUGUAACAGCCCAGUUGAAGAUCGACAUCUCUCCAGCUCCAGAAUUACCUCAUUACUGUCUGUCACCGGAGCUGCUUCAUAUUAAACCCUACCCUGAUCUGCGUGUUCGUCCAACCAAAGACGUGCAGGAGUUCCCCGCUCGCUAUGUCUACACUCCACACACCGCCUACAGGAAUCUGCUGUACGUUUACCCACAGUCCCUGAACUUCAGCAGCCGCCAGGGCUCGGUGAGAAACAUCGCUGUGAAAGUUCAGUACAUGGCGGGAGAGGACCCCAGUCAGGCUCUGCCGGUCAUCUUUGGGAAGUCGAGCUGUGCCGAGUUCAUGAAAGACGCGUACACCCCCGUCAUCUACCACAACAAAUCUCCCGAGUUCUACGAGGAGAUGAAGAUGAAGGUCCCUGCCAAUCUGACAGACAACCACCAUUUGCUGUUCACCUUCUACCACAUCAGCUGCCAGCCCAAACAGAACACUCCUCUGGAGACAGCUGUGGGCUACACUUGGAUCCCUCUGAUGCAGCAUGGCCGACUACGCACCGGCUCCUUCAGUCUGCCCGUCUCGGUGGAAAAGCCUCCGCCCAGCUACUCCGUGCUCACCCCAGACGUUCAGCUCCCAGGCAUGAAGUGGGUGGAUAAUCACAAAGGAGUAUUCAAUGUCGAGGUGAAAGCGGCCUCCUCUGUUCACACUCAGGACCCACACCUGGAUAAGUUCUUCACCCUAGUCUAUGUCCUGGAGGAGUACUCCUUCCCCUUCCGCCUGAAGGACGUCAUCAUCACUGAGUCAAACAUGGAGACGGAGCUGAAGAACACCAUGGCCGCCCUGAGAGGGGCCCUGCUGGACACCUGUGUCAGGUUCUUGCACCAGCUGCUCAACAAGCUCAUUCAGCUCAUCGUCUACCCGCCGGUCAUCGCAGGUCAAAUCGUAAACUUGGGCCGCGCCGCCUUCGAAGCUAUGGCUUUACUCGUCAACCAGAUGCACAAGAACCUGGAGGGGAACCAGGAUCAGCACGGCCGCAACAACCUGCUGGCAUCCUACAUCCACUACUGCUUCCGCCUGCCCACUGCUGAACCUAUGAUGCCCCCAACAGCGGGCACCCAUACGUACGAUAUGCCAAUGCAGUACGCCACGUUGUCGAGAGCGACAGCUCGUCCGAGCAGUCUGCAGUUGUCCCGCUCCAAGAGCAUCAGCAACUCCAACCCGGACCUGGCCAGCACUCCAGUUUCUCCUGAUGAAGAGGUGCAAAGGAUCAUCGGAAGCAAGGGUAUUGAUCGCUCCCACUCCUGGGUAAACUCUGCUUAUGCCCCUGGGGGCUCCAGAUCUGUGCUACGUCGGAACCCCAACUCCAGCUGUGAGCUCAAGCAGGCAAACGACCACAGCUGCAAUCGCAUGUCUGCCUUUCUGGACAGCGUGGCCUUGUUGUCAGUUCCUACAAGGCAGAUUAUCAAGAAGGUAAAACUGGCAUCUACUUUAAAACAGUAAAAACUGGCAUUUACCAUGAUUAACUAACACGUUUCAGCUUCCUGACAUUAUCAUUCAUCAGUAAUAACAACUUUUAUAACAUUUUAACAGUCGCUUCUCGAUGAACUAACAUUAGAUAAUCUGGAUAAUAUAUUAUAUGUGUAUACAGUAUAUCAGUAAUUAUCAACAAAUUGUACAAUAAUCUUUAUUAGCCACUGUCACAGUUCACAUCUCAUUCCCUGCAACAGCAAACACACAUUUUUUAUAUCUUAUUUAAUCACAGUUUCUGAAAUUGUUACAUGAGCUGUAUCUUGGUUGAUUC
Molecule: messenger RNA, 3446 nt
Organism: Solea senegalensis (Senegalese sole)
Lineage: Eukaryota; Metazoa; Chordata; Actinopteri; Pleuronectiformes; Soleidae
Product: dedicator of cytokinesis protein 7-like
Exons: 24
Coding region: 185-3145 (986 amino acids)
Biological process (GO): positive regulation of GTPase activity; small GTPase-mediated signal transduction
Cellular component (GO): cytosol
Molecular function (GO): guanyl-nucleotide exchange factor activity
Source: RefSeq, a predicted model, not a curated record